This is a messenger RNA of Nematocida minor, 1179 nucleotides long. RefSeq lists its product as uncharacterized. The record is from RefSeq and is a predicted model, not a curated record. Lineage: Eukaryota; Fungi; Microsporidia. Bases 1 to 1179 code for a protein of 392 amino acids. The transcript has a single exon.
AUGCUGAACUGUAGCGUCUGCAAACUGCCGUCGACUAAAAUGGACAAUGGAUACGUGUGUCCAAAUGGGCACAUGACCACGCGGCUGAAAGAGAUGGAAGAGAGGAAAGAUUGGCAGCCAGGAAGCCAGAGCACCAUCAAAAGAAAAAGACCCAAGCAGACUAUUCGCGAUUUAAUAAGCACCAUAUCAUCUCGCGAGCUGUGUACUCUCAUUGCUCUGCGGUACCUCCACUCUCUUCUUAGAGAAUAUGAAAUACCUAAAUCUGCUUUUCUUCGGUACAAAUCGCUCUACUACUCAUUUGCUACUUACAUUGAAAAACUUCCUAAUGAAAGACUCGGGCCAGAGUACAGGACAAUAACAGAAGUGUUUGUGUUUUUAGUGAAAAGAGACCUGGAGGAGAAGAAGGACAGACUCUACACACUGCUUGAUUUUAAAAGAAAACAUAACGGAAAAAAUCUUCGAACUAAUAAAUUCACUGUGCGCAAAGAAUACUUCAAAACGGCAUAUCUGCGCACUCUUGUCUUUGAAAGCGCCUCAAACAAAAUGAGCAUAAACUCCAUUAAAAACCUUCUCCAGUGCACAUUCCCAAAUUGCAAUGAAUACUUUUCGGGCGUAUUCGGGCUGAUGAGCGAGAAUGCGCUGAGCAAAAUGUGUGCGCAGCUUGGGCUCACAAUGACAAAGAGAAUGGCCGCUGGGUUUGCGCUCUUCAAGGAGAAUUUAGUGCACAUACGGUUCCAUGAAACAUACAACAAGUUUUUGUUCAGCGAAUUGCUCAUCGGAGCAUAUUUAAUCAUGUAUUCAAUGCAAAUGUGCGAUCUCACGCCUGUCCAUGGGCGCCUGGUCUUUGUAGAAAGAGCGCACGAUCUGGGAGAGGGCAACGUAGCUCAGGACUUCUUCUGCAGAGAGAUAUACAUGUCCAAUUUAAAACAGCUGAACUACUACCUGGAAAUAAUAGAGAAGUAUGAUGGAAACAAAGCACCAGUGUUCAACCCAAUAGAGUUCCCAGCGCCUACCUUCGGAGUAGGCAAGGCAGAUGCCAAGACAAGAAGACAAGCUUUGCACACAAUAGGCUUGCACAUAGCAAAUACCAUAGGAGAAAAAAUUACUAACAUUUUCGAUGUAACUAAGAGUAUACUGGCAAUACAUAAGAAGCUGCUUGACAGACUGAAGCCAGCGUAG